This is a messenger RNA of Triticum aestivum (bread wheat), 2230 nucleotides long. Its product is annotated as golgin subfamily A member 4. NCBI's taxonomy places the organism in Eukaryota, Viridiplantae, Streptophyta, Magnoliopsida, Poales, Poaceae. The record is from RefSeq and is a predicted model, not a curated record. The coding region runs from base 593 to 1759 and encodes 388 amino acids. The transcript has 7 exons.
AGUCACACCUCACCAGACCUGACCGCGACUCUUCCCAUCGCUGGACCUCCACCAGAGCUACCUACCCACGCCGGCCGCCCCGCCGACUAUACUCCGGCUGCCGCCGCCGUCGCCACCACGCUCCUACCCGGACGCCGCUCCGAGCGCCUCCCCUCCAAACGCGCCGUAUUAACCCCUGCUCUUACAACCGAGGCCUACAGCUGCCGCCGUGCCCGUACCUUAGCGGCGUCACCGCCGACGCCUCAACCCCCCCUCCCUCCCCCCCACCCCACAUCCACCCAUCCACACGAAGCACCACGGCCUCUAAGGCGCGUUGCCUAGCCACCUCCGCCGUUCCCGUUCUUCCUCGUCGGGGCAUCGCGUUCCCGCUGCCCCCACCCCGUCCGCAGUGCUCACCCAUUUCGUCUAGAGGAGGUACGGCAUUGCUUUUCAUCCAGCGAUUAGUUAAAUUAAUCACACUGAACACAUCAUCUAGAUCCACCCGCGCCGGAAGUUUAGCGGUGGAUGCAACCGAGCAAGUAGGUGCCAACAAGUUUGGGAUAUGUCUUUCUUGCAUCUGCUGCCCACGAAGUUCCUUCCUCUGUAAAAUGAGAUGCUCUAUUGGGUUCAUUGCGCUCGAGACUAUCAAACAUAUCAUUAUCUUUUCUUCUCACAAUUGAACCUGAAAGAUCGGCAUAUGGCUAGUAGCUCCAAUGGCCAUUGUCCAGCUAAUGGUGCAAAAGUUCUGCCUGGAAGGGGGAAGAAGAAUCAGGAGAAAUUACAGCUUGACAAAGAUGCAGCUUCUAGGGCCUGUCAAAAGGACAGGCAAUACAUUGAGAAAUUGGAAACUGAGCUGAGCAACUGCUAUCAGGAAAUUGACUAUUUGCAGGAUCAGUUAAAUAUCAGGAAUGUUGAAGCAAACAUCAUGGGGGAGCAUAUUCACGGCCUUGAACUGAAACUAACUGAACUUGAGAAAUUUCCUGAAAGAGUGAGAGUUAUGGACAAUGCUCUGAUGCGGUCUGAUUCUCAGUGCUGGCUUCUGAUGGAAGAAGUCCAAAGUAAAGAAGAGGAGCUGCAAAAGGCAGCCUUACAAAUAGAGAAGCUCGAAAGCGUAACUUUGGACAUGCAAUGUGAAAUUGAGAGUUUAAAACUUGAUUUGACUACGCUUGAGCAAAGACUUUUUGAUGCUGAGAGCUUUAGCCAGCAUACUGCCGAGUACAAAGUUAGAAUAGAGAAGCAACUGGGAGAACAUGAGCUCCAGCUGCAAGAGGCAUGGAAGACUAUUGAUCAUCUUGAGGGUGAGAAUAAACAACUGAAAAAAGAGUACUUGCCUGGAAGAGCUCCUAAACAAUCCUCUUCUACAGGCGUGGAGCAACUUGAUAAAACAGUGGAGCAUGAUGGUCAUGCAAACUAUGAAAGAGGUCAUGAAAUUCUUGAAAAGAUGGGGAAGCAAAAUGAAGAACCUGAACUUAUAAUUGAGCAGCUCAAGGUAGAACUUCGAGAACAAAAACUGAAAGCAAAGGAGGAUGCAGAAGAUCUCACUCAAGAAAUGGCUGAAUUGAGGUACCAGAUAACUGGCAUGCUUGAGGAAGAAUACAAGCGUCGGUCUUGCAUUGAGCAAGCGGCUAUUCAACAAAUUCAGCAGCUGGAGGCUCAGGUCUCCAAAGAGCAAAGGAAAUUGAGCGGAGCACUAAGACAACUGCAGGAAUCGCAUGAGCUAGCUGACACGCAAGCUACGGAGAUUAAGAAACUGAAGGAUGCUUUAGGGGUAUGUGCAUAGAUUGAACUCUGCAAUGAACCUCGGGAGGGUUUGCAAAUCUUGCUCUUGCGGGUUCUGUCCAAUGCUGGUAGAGUUGUCUAAUUGCUCGAUUGAAGGGUCGCUUGACCUCAGAUCUUCCGAUGCUAGCAACAUUGACGAAACACCACCGGAGAACCAAGCGCUAGUAGAGUGGCAUCCCGAUGAAGCUUCAGAUGGUGCCGCAGUAAAUAAUGUAGGAUGCUAGAUGCAUAUGCACUCAUGUGGGCAGUUGCUGUAUAUAAUUCUUUGUGCCACUGUUGUUUGUAGAUGCAUUUGUAACCUUAGUGAGCUAUUUUACUUACAGAUUACCACUUGAGUUAAGCUCCAACGGCAGCGCGAAUGUAACUUGUAAAAGCUUCAUAUGUAUCGUCUCAGAUUCAGCCUCAGGACUCACAAGGAUGUUACAUGUAUUAGCAUACACAGAUUUGCCAAAUGAGAAUGUUGUAAGUGGCA